AUGCUCACUUUGGGUGAUGAAUAUGUCAAGGAACAAAGUGAUUAGGAGACAAUGACGACACUUUUUUUUCAAGAGUCACAAAUUCUGUUGAUAAUAGCAAAGAAACACCUAAUCCGCCCACUUCUUCAUACUUUUUCGUAUUCUUUGUCGUUAUCAUGUGGUCCUUUAAUCAAUCUUUAAUCUCUAACUGCGAAAGUUCCACCUGUGAAUCCUUCACCACCCGUAUUUUCAACACGUUCCAACACGUGACUUUGCCCUCGUGGCUCUCUGCCUCUGUGCCUCUGCCGAACCAGGUGGUUGAACAGGCCAACAAUAUUCAAGUCUUUCUCCGUUACCGUGGUCUCCAUGGGGAUAAUGACGUCUCCCCCGCUACUUUGAAGGCCAACCCGUCUUCUCCUGAAAAAGAGGUCUUAUUCGGCAAUGAGCAAGAACGCUAUACCUUUGAUCAUGUCUUUGAUCAAUCUUCCUCCCAAGAAUCCAUAUUUCGCCAAGUGGCUGAACCCAUGAUUGAACAAAUCAUGAACGGUUAUAACUGCGCCGUGAUCGCCUGCGGACAAAGCGGUUCUGGCAAAUCAUAUACCAUGCAAGGAAAUAUGGAGGAAUUUUCCAAAAACUGCCCUGUCGAUGCAGGCAUGGUGCCUCGAACCCUCUACCGACUCUUUGAAAACUUGCGACUUUGCAAAUACGAUGCCGCUGUGCAAAUUUCCCUUGUCGAGCUCUGCAACAAUCGUCUUUGCGAUUUGCUCAGCAUUCAUGACAACCAUUCCAAUCUGGGGGUCCAACUCGACCCCAUUACUUCCGCUGUGACAAUCCAGGGGUGCAACGAACCAUUAAUUCGCUCUGCUGACGAAGGCCUCAGCAUUCUUCGUUAUGGCAUGAAGGUACGAACCAUCGGCGCCACGAACUCGCAUACAGCUUCAAACCGUGGCCACUGCUUUUUAACUAUUAAAGUCAAUAUCCGAGACAUCGUCGGCGAUAAGGCUAUCAUUCGGAGCGGCAAACUGGCCUUUGUCGACCUUGCUGGUUCCGAACUAAAUACCGAAGGCUAUCUCAGCCAUGUCUUCCAAAGUGAAACUGCUUACGUCAAUAAGGGCUUAUUGGCCCUUCAAGAUGUCAUCCAGGAACUGGCCGGCUCCGGAUCUACCAACUUAUACGGAUCUAGCAUGCUGACAUGCUUACUUAAAGAUUCAUUGGGUGGUCAUACCCAGACAUGCAUUCUGGCUACUGCCUCAACCGCCGAGGCUCACUACAAUGACACAUUGGCCACUUUAAAAAAUGCCACUCUUGCCAGACAAAUUGCCAAUUACCCGCGUACUAAUGCAACUACCUAUCACGAUUAUCAUGCCGGCGCUCUAGAAGUGCCUAACGAAAAACCCAAUGCAGAAGUAAAGUACAAUGAAGAAACGAAUCAAGUCAGCAUGUCCAAGGAACUGUUCUGUGCUUGGGAACAAGAAAUGAAGAAAUUGAAAGAAUCAUGCCAACAAAACGUUGACGAAUUGCAAAAAUACAGAGAACAAAUGUAUCAAGAAGGACAACGCGGGAAUAACUGCGCCCCUGGUUUUGGAAACCAAAUAUUGAACGUUACCAAAAAGGAGCCGGAGAAGAAAGCACAGGUGGCCAAGUUGACAUUGCAAAUUCAACAUCAAGGUGAAAUGAUGGAGCACCAAGCCGUUUAUUCCCGGGAGAUAAUCGCUGCGUUGAGUAGCACUAUUCAAGAAAAGGAGGAGCAGAUCGCCGCGUUGAAUGAAAGGGUGACUAGAUAUGAGCAGAUCAUCAAGGAACAUGAUGAUAAAAUCACCCGAAUCACGGAAAGAAAAGAUGGAGAAAUCGCGCAGCUGAAUGCACAAAACAAAGAAAUCAUCUUCAUCAGCAAAAGAAAGGACGAAGAAAUAGCACGACUGAAUGAAACGGUGGUGAAAUGUGAACAGACUAUCGAAGACAAGAACGACGAAAUUAAACGCAUGUUCAAAGUUCACGGUCAGCGAAGGGCCGUUGUGAUUGAAGUCGUUGAGGAACGUGACCGGAUGAUCGAGGAGGACAAGAAAGAAGUGGAAAACCUAAAACGCACAAUUGAAUUCAACCAAAGAUACCACGACACAUACGUGCAAGAUCUUGAAGCAGAGAUGGAAGCUCAGCAAAUAUUGCUUCGAAUCAAGGAUGAAGAGCUUCAAAAGCUGAAGGCGUUCGAUUCUAAACACGAGCAACAAGAAAAUGAUGAGGCUGGUAUGAUGAAGAGAAUCGAUCAAGUAGAGAACCAAGUGCCGAGAUGCUACACCACGCUUACUACGGUCAAUGAAACCAAAAGCCCAGAGCCAGCCAAGGGAAUACUUCGGGAUGCCAGUAACCAAGCAACGGGCAAGAGGAAGCGAAAGGUUGAGUUCGCCGACAAUUUGGUUACCGAAUAUUCACUUGAUCCAUUGGCACACGAUGAGUCGGAAAUCCAAGACGUCAAGGAAGAACCCCCGGACCGAUCGUUCAACAAGGAGAAUCAACCUCGACGACGCCUUAAACGACAGAAAAGUUUCAUCAUGUAAUUCCGCAACAGAUCGCCACCUUUCAAGUUUCCUAGUCUUCCUUCCUCCUUGCCCCCCCCUUUCUGCCAUUGUCGAUAUUUUUUUUAUAUGUUUUUAUCCAUUAUUUUUACCCUUCACAGUUUCCGUUUUAUCACUUGCUUACGUAUAACCCAGCUUAUGAAAAAAAGAUUUAAACCAGAAAGAUUUUUAAAAUUGAUCAAUGAUUGCAUUAUCCA
This is a messenger RNA of Radiomyces spectabilis, 2749 nucleotides long. RefSeq names its product P-loop containing nucleoside triphosphate hydrolase protein. The record is from RefSeq and is a predicted model, not a curated record. Gene Ontology annotation, molecular function: microtubule binding; ATP binding; plus-end-directed microtubule motor activity. Bases 156 to 2534 code for a protein of 792 amino acids. NCBI's taxonomy places the organism in Eukaryota, Fungi, Mucoromycota, Mucoromycetes, Mucorales, Radiomycetaceae. Gene Ontology annotation, biological process: microtubule-based movement. The transcript is spliced from 8 exons.